GUCCCAUUCGUGGUGCUGUGCAGUGUUUUUUUUUCUGUGCUAAUAUUUGAAGUGAUCUGUGAAGUGCGAAGAUGUUUGUGACGAGUGAAAGCUGUUAGAAAAGAGAAUGUAGCCUUCUCGUCGCAUCAGAGAAGUUUCAACCCCAAGUGUCACAACAAGAUGGAAGAGAAACAGAACGAAGAGAAUGUGCGGUGUUGAACAAGGAAAACCUAUACGGGAGUGAUGUGCGAAAACAUGCCGCAUCUGUCGAUUUACGAAAACUUCAACAAAAUCCUUAACCAACUAUACACGAGUAUUUUUCCUUACGAUUCCGGCCGAAUAAAACAUAUCUAAAAUGUCAAUAGAGUUUUGUUUUUAUCGAAACCAGCAUACGUGAUCUCAAUUCUUAAACAUGAAGAUUAAAAGACUGUCCUGUAUAUUCACUAAAACGCGGCACGACGUCCGGUGAUACAUGGAAGAAUGUUGAACAUAUUAAAUUAUAUUCUAAAUGGUAGUGAGAUAUUAAAGAUUAUUUUCCUCCCCGAACCUAGGACAAUUGAAACGUGUCGUGUGGACUUUUCGGUACGAUGAAACACAAGUAAACGAGUAUUUUGAUGUUAGAGUUUUAAUUUUCAAAGGUUGACGUCACUAACGAGCGUUUUCUCUGUUCCUCUUUUCCUGCCCAAUUUUCCCGCCUUUCCAACAUAGGUGGAGGUGUUUUUGGCGGGAAGUCGCACCAUGCUGAGGCACGGUUGCCAACUGACUGGCUCCGUUUGUCUUCUGCUCCUGUUGACAACUUCGCACGUCUUCGCCAGCGGAGGCAAUUUCUCUCUCUUCCCCUAUAUUCAAUAUUUAACUCAUCCGCCGGAGAUCACGCUGCGACCGCGGAACCAACAAGUCAAGGCGGGCGGGAUCGCGGCGUUCUACUGCGCGGCGCGGGGCGACCCCAGCCCCGUCAUCGUGUGGCGCAAGAACGGCAAACGAGUGUCGGGCACACAGAGCCGAUAUCUGGUCCAGGAGUUCAACCAGGGAAGUGCGAGCCUGCUGAGGAUAGAGCCUGUGAGAGCCAGCAGAGAUGACGCUAGCUACGAGUGUGUGGCAGAGAACGGCGUGGGAGACGCGGUCAGCGCUGACGCCGUGCUCUCUGUACAUGAAGUGGACAAGCUGCCCGAUGGGUUCCCAGAGAUCACUCUUCCUCCGAGCACCAAGGUGGUGGAGAUCGGACACAACGCCGUGCUGGUGUGUUCCGCGGCCGGGAGUCCGCCCCCUAGGAUCACGUGGGUCAGGGAGAUGAUACCCGUGGACACUGCGAACAAUCCGCGGUACACAGUGCUCGAGUCCGGCCGACCAGGUGCUCUCCAGAUCACCAACAGUAUGGAGGAGGACCAAGGCAAGUACGAGUGUGUCGCUGAGAACAGUGUCGGCACCGAGUACUCCCACUCCACCAUGCUAUAUGUCAAAGUGCGGCGAGUGCCUCCGUCUUUCUCCAUCCCUCCACCUCCGCAGCACGAGGUGAUGCUAGGUCAGGACCUGAACCUCACCUGUGUGGCUGUCGGGUCACCCAUGCCGUACGUCAAGUGGAGGCGAGGCCCUGCGACUGACCUGACGCCCGAAGACAAGCUGCCCAUCGGUCGUAACGUCCUCGAGCUCACCGGGAUUCAGGAGUCUGCCAACUACACGUGUGUGGCAGCCAGUGCUCUUGGAGUCAUAGAGGCUACUACCCAGGUCAAAGUGCAGUCACUCCCCGGACCGCCGACCAACAUCCAAGUCUCAGACAUUACUGCAACUUCCGUCAGGCUGACCUGGACAUAUCCCUCCGAUGACUUGCAGUAUUACGUGAUCACCUACAAGCCCAAGUACGCCAACCAAGCCUUCAGUGAGAUCUCGGGGAUCAUCACAAUGCAUUACACCGUCCGCUCGCUCAGUCCGUACACGGAGUACGAAAUGUACGUCAUCGCCGUCAACAACAUCGGACGAGGUCCUCCCAGCGCUCCCGUCAUCGUUACCACCGGGGAGACAGUGGAAACCACAGGAACAAAACCUGGGUCUGUUCCUCGGAACGUCCAAGUCAGGCCUCUCAGCUCCAGCACCAUGGUGAUACAGUGGGACGAACCUGAGACUCCCAACGGUCAAGUCACGGGCUACAAAGUGUACUACACAGAGAACCCUCAGCAACCGAUGGCAUCGUGGGAGUCUCAGAUGGUAGACAACAAUCAGCUGACCACCAUCAGUGACCUAACACCUCACACCAUCUACACUAUCAGGGUGCAAGCCUUCACCAGUGUGGGGCCGGGCCCGCUGUCUGCCCCCGUACUGGUCAAGACACAGCAAGGAGUUCCUAGUCAGCCACAGAACUUGAUCACGACGGAUGUUGGGGAGACUUCUGUGUCGCUUCAGUGGAGUAAACCCUCUCACUCGGGUGAGAACAUUGUGAGCUAUGAACUCUACUGGAAUGACACUUACGCAAAGGAGAAACACCAUCGUCGGAUACCUAUCUCGGAGAGUUACACUUUGAUCGGUCUCUAUCCCAACACUCUCUACUACAUCUGGCUAGCAGCGAGGUCACAGCGAGGGGAGGGGGCAACUACCCCUCCUAUCCCCGUCCGCACCAAGCAGUACGUGCCGGGGGCCCCGCCUCAGAACGUGAGUGGAUUGGCAGAGGGCCCCACCAGCAUCAGAGUGUCUUGGCGGCCGCCCCCCGCCGAGCGGAGCAAUGGCCACAUAGUGUACUACAAGCUGCACUACGUAGAGGCGGGACGCAGCGAUUCUGAAGCAACCGAGGUCAAACUGAACACAACCUCGUUUCUAAUCGACGAGCUCAAGCGAUGGACCGACUACCGUAUCUGGGUAUUGGCCGGCACGAGUGUUGGUGACGGUCCGCCCAGCUACCCCAUCAAUGUCCGCACUCACGAAGACGUUCCCGGAGAUCCACAGGAUGUCAAGGUACAAGCCAUCAACUCCACAGCGAUCCAUGUUUCCUGGAAACCUCCUGCGGAGAAGGAGAGGAACGGGAUCAUCCGGGGAUAUCACAUCCACGUCCAGGAGACUAAGGAGGAGGGCAAGAGUUUGCUGAACGAGCCAAUGAGGUUUGACGUGCUGGACGGAGCUGCCUUGCAACUCAACAUCUCAGGGUUGCAACCCGACACCAAGUACUCUGUACAGGUGGCAGCACUGACUCGCAAGGGUGACGGAGACAGGAGUCAGCCUGUCAGUGUCAAGACGCCCGGUGGAGUACCCAACAGACCAACUGUCAACCUCAAAAUUUUAGAGAGAGAACCAGAAGUUAGCAUAGAGCUGGAAUGGAGCCGUCCCACCAUGACUUACGGAGAGUUGGAAGGCUACAGACUGCGAUACGGAGUCAAGGAGACACCCCUCAAAGAGGAGCUGAUGAAGGAAACGUCCUACAAAAUUAACCAACUAGAACGUGGGGUGGAGUAUGAGUUCAGGAUCGCUGGCAAGAACGCCAUAGGGUUUGGUCAGGAGACAAUCAAAUACCUGUUGACGCCCGAGGGACCCCCUACUGGACCUCCUGCCAACCUCUCACACCACUUUCAGACGCCUGACGUUGUAUGUGUGACGUGGGAACAGCCUUCCAGAAUACACCGGAACGGACAGAUCACUCAUUACGAUGUUCAGUUCCACAAGAAGAGCGAUCAAUCUACUGUAAUGGAUAGGAACACCACUGCGACUAAGGCGGUGUUCUCUAAUCUAGAGGAGAGUGCAGACUACAUGUUCAGAGUGAGAGGGCACACUCGAGCCGGUGCAGGACCAUGGAGUGAUCGUGUGCCGGUCACCACAGACCGUGACAUCGUACGAGCGCCGAUGGGAGUGCGAGCCGUGGCUACGUCAGACCAGAGUGUAGAAGUGUGGUGGGAGACAGUGCCUAGCCGAGGGAAGAUCAUCGGAUAUCAGCUGUUCUACACCAUGACAGCUGUAGAGGACCUGGACGAGUGGCAGCAGAAGACGGUUGCUCUCACAGAGUCAGCUGAUCUGGUAAACCUGGAGAAGUACGCUCAGUACGCCAUCGCUGUGGCCGCCCGCACCAAGAAUGGUCUCGGAAGGCUGUCAGAGAAGGUGACAGUCAAGGUCAAGCCAGAAGAUGUUCCGUUGAACCUGAGAGCUCAUGAGGUCAGCACUCACAGUAUGACUCUCUCCUGGGCUCCUCCCAUCAGGCUCAACCCUGUCAACUACAAGAUAUCCUACGAUGCAGUCAAGGAGUUUGUUGACUCCCAGGGAAUCACUCAGACCCAAGUAGUGCCUCGAAGAACGAUUCUGCUCGAUACAGAUACUCGUUCACACACAAUCAACGAACUGUCACCGUUCACAACAUACAAUGUGAACGUGUCUGCAAUCCCGUCCGAUCACACGUACCGACCUCCUACCAGGAUCACGGUCACCACUCAGAUGGCGGCGCCUCAGCCUAUGGUCAAACCUGACUUUUACGGGGUUGUCAAUGGCGAGGAGAUACAGGUUAUUUUACCACAAGCAUCAGAAGAGUAUGGCCCAAUCAGCAAUUACUACUUGUGUGUAGUACCUGUUGAUAAUAAGUUGGGCUUGCAUAAACAUCCUGAUCAAUACAUACUUGAAGAGCUGUUCAAUAAUAGUAAAUCAAAACCAAACGAAAUAGUGCCUUACAUUGCUGCCAGAUUUCCACAACGUAACAUUCCGUACACAUUUCACCUCGGGAGUGGAGACACUUACGAUACCUUUGUUAAUCGUAAACUCGACCCGACAAUGAGUUACCGCAUCUUCGUCAGAGCUAUUGUCGACACUCCCUAUAAGCACCUGUUCACAUCAUCACCGUUCUCGGAACCUCUGUCGCUUAGCAUGCGUGAGGUGCCGCCAGGUGACCCUCCGCGCAGACCCAACCCCAAUAUCCUGACAGACAUCUCCGAGGUGUCAGUCAACCGCAACACAGAGGAGGCGGGGAUGGUGUGGGUCAUUGGACCAAUCAUAGCGGCUCUCAUGCUGUCCAUCUGUCUGGUGCUGCUCUUCAUCAUCAAGAAACGCCGCCAGCCAUGCAAGUCCCCAGACCAGGCCGCCGUCACCCGACCACUGAUGAGUGGGGAGGUCGCUACGAGUCAUGCUCCCUCUGAUCCUGUAGAGAUGAGACGACUCAACUUCCAGACUCCCGCCAUGAUCUCUCACCCCCCCAUCCCCGUCACGGAACUCUCCAAUCACAUUGAGCGUCUUAAAGCUAAUGACAAUCUCAAAUUUUCUCAGGAAUAUGAGUCUAUAGAGACCAGCCAACAGUUUACAUGGGACCAUUCCAACAUGGAGGUGAACAAGCCUAAGAACCGCUACGCCAACGUGAUCGCGUACGACCACUCUCGAGUGAUCCUGCAGCCAAUGGAGGGAGUGUUGGGCAGCGACUACAUCAACGCAAACUACUGCGACGGAUAUCGCAAACACAACGCUUACAUCGCCACUCAGGGACCACUGCAGGAGACCACCAGUGACUUCUGGAGGAUGUGUUGGGAGGUGAGGACAGCCACUAUCGUGAUGAUGACUAAGCUGGAGGAGAGGACGAGGAUCAAGUGUGACCAAUACUGGCCGUCCCGUGGCACCGAGACUUACGGAGUCAUCACAGUCACGUUGUCUGACGUACAGGAACUGGCUACGUACUGCAUCCGCAGCUUCCAGAUCACCAGGGCUGGACACAGUGACCGUCGUGAGGUGAAGCAGCUGCAGUUCACAGCUUGGCCAGACCACGGUGUCCCUGACCACCCUGCGCCGUUCCUACAGUUCCUGCGCCGGGUGAGAGGCUGCAACCCGCCGGACGCCGGGCCACUGGUGGUACACUGCAGUGCCGGUGUGGGCCGUACUGGGUGCUUCAUCAUCAUUGACUCCAUGAUUGAGCGCAUGCGCCAUGAGAAGAGUAUCGAUAUAUAUGGACACGUCACCUGUUUGAGAGCUCAACGAAAUUACAUGGUGCAGACGGAGGACCAGUACAUAUUUAUCCAUGACGCCCUACUGGAAGCUGUGAUCUGUGGCAACACUGAGGUUCCGGCCCGCAAUCUCCAUCAGCACAUACAGAAGUUGAUGCAGCCAGAAAUGGGGGACACCACCACAGGCAUGGAGUUGGAGUUCAAGAAACUGUCGAACAUCAAGUGUGAUUCUUCUCGCUUUGUAUCGGCCAACCAGCCGUGCAACAAGCACAAGAACCGACUGGUGCACAUCCUGCCCAUAGAGAGCACCAGGGUGUGUCUCACACCAUUGCGUAACGUAGAAGGAUCAGACUACAUCAACGCCAGUUUGAUCGACGGAUACCGCACACGCGCCGCAUACAUCGCAACGCAAGGCCCCCUACAGGAGACUGUGGAAGACUUCUGGCGCAUGCUUUGGGAACACAACUCCACCAUUGUCGUCAUGCUCACCAAGCUCAAGGAAAUGGGAAGGGAGAAGUGCCACCAGUACUGGCCGAGCGAGAGGUCAGUGAGGUACCAGUGUUUUGUGGUUGAUCCGAUCGCAGAGUACAACAUGCCUCAAUACAUCCUGCGAGAGUUCAAGGUCACAGACGCACGAGAUGGCAGCUCUCGCACUCUCAGGCAGUUCCAGUUCAUUGACUGGCCCGAGCAGGGCGUGCCUAAGUCGGGCGAAGGGUUUAUAGACUUCAUCGGACAAGUGCACAAAACUAAGGAGCAGUUUGGCCAAGACGGACCCAUCACUGUACACUGCAGUGCGGGGGUUGGUCGCACUGGAGUGUUCAUCUCUCUGAGCAUAGUGUUGGAGCGAAUGCAGUACGAGGGAGUCGUGGACAUGUUCCAGACUGUGAGAAUCUUACGAACCCAGAGACCCGCCAUGGUUCAGACAGAGGACCAGUACCAGUUCUGUUAUCGAGCCUCUCUAGAGUACCUCGGAUCGUUUGAUCACUACACCAACUGACACCAGGCCGGGGUCGAGUACUGCGCCUAGACAGUGACAGUGUGUGUUGUGUAGUUAGUGUACAUUCACUCAGACAUAUCACCUAGUAGGCACAUCCGUUGUUGGAUCGAUUGAAUGACUCGCCCCCGAGGCAUCACGUCUCCCGGUUUUACAGACUUUCCGCUUUCAAUAUUUCGAUAUUGGCGCUUCUGUGCAUAUGUAAACAAGUUCACCUCGGACUAACGAGAAUCAGUGUUAGGAUGAAUUAAAUUUCCCUCCCUUUCCUGGUCCUAUAGAGUAUAAAAUUAUUGAGGUUUGAAUUUUUUACUAGUAAUAACUUGUUGACGAUCGUCUCGAACCGGUUACAGUUUCAACAUUCCAACGGCGAGCGGCGGAUCCUUUUUGGGAUGCGUUUGUAUCAAUAGAUCGAGUCCAAAUUAUUAUGAGUUGACGUCUAGCUAUUUGUAUCCUUGUGAUUAUGUUUUAGAACAUAAGUUGUGCUAAAUUUGUAUUAGUGUUGAUUUAGCUAGAUUUUAGAUUAAGAUUUUUUACCCGAGGUCACAAUAAGUCAGUUCAGUUAGCUCGUUAAAGGUUGGUUUUACAUGAGGGAUGUUGGUAAAACUGUGCCUGCCGCCACUGCCAGGCUUACCACUACGCACAUGUAGUUAUUGUAUGUUUUAUCCCUCUUCUUUUUGGGAGUUGUGGUUUUUGGAAGAUUCAGCGAAUCAUGACAUUAAUUUUAAGUACGCACUGACUGUUAUUUAGAUUUAGAUAUAUAUAUAUAUUUUAUAUAGUUUUGUUAAGUUGUGAACGAUGACUGGUCGGCAUUCUAUUUCAUAGUAGGAGAAUAUUGUCUUACCGAAGAACUUAAAAUAUAAUUUAUGUAGGUACCAUUUACAACUGUACAUUUGACAACAGUUCCUCAUCUUACAAAAAAGUAAUUUUUGCAUGGUAUGAGCAACAUUCUAUAUUACUUAUUGCACUUCUAUUAAUCAAUAAUUUAAAUGCAUGCCAAAUUCUAUCUGUAGGUACAUGUACCUAUUUCAAUCCAUCUUCAUGCCACUUUGUCAUCGUUAUACUGGUGUAGUCUAGUCAGUGUAGGUUUCUACUCAAGUACAACGCCUAGCUUUAUUUCUGCCACACUAUGUUAAGCCAUAACUCAUCAAGACAUAUUUCUAGACAUUGACUGUUUAACAUCAUAAUAAAUAUAAGUAUUUCUUAAUUCAAAGUAAAGACCUGAAACUUAACAUACCAUUUUAUUAACGACUUAUUUUACAAUUUAGUGUACUUAUUUGUAGUUAGGAACUAAAGCCGCAGAAAUAUAUUGUUAUGUGAUGUAGCGUUUAAGCUCAUUUUAUCUUUAUUUUAUACAAUGAGUUUUUACUUAGAUUUCCUGAGCUGAUAUUUUAGAUUUAAUUUGCAUUUACACUGGAUUGUUAAGACAUCUUUUUUUUUAUUUGAUGUCUUUUGUGCAAUAACGACUAAGGGACUUAAAGACAUCAAUGGGUACUUGUAGCUAUAUUUACUAAACCACAACUUCCAAAAGGUUGUUUAGUUUACCUUAUUUUUAAUCGGAUUAGUUAGAUUUUAUAUACAUGUUUAAGACACCAACUUUGAUAUUAUUUUUAAUGUAACCUCUGUAACUUAAUUUAAUCUUAGCCAUGAUUUCAUUUUUUACUUUACUUUAAGGAAGGAUUAGUAUUAAUGGCAGGUCGUCUAAUGAAAUCAGCUGGAAAAUAUAUUGAAGUUGGUUUUGUAA
Macrosteles quadrilineatus (aster leafhopper) is the source of this 8602-nucleotide messenger RNA. RefSeq names its product tyrosine-protein phosphatase Lar-like. The record is from RefSeq and is a predicted model, not a curated record. Gene Ontology annotation, molecular function: protein tyrosine phosphatase activity; protein binding. The transcript has 35 exons. Gene Ontology annotation, biological process: protein dephosphorylation. Bases 718 to 6864 code for a protein of 2048 amino acids. NCBI's taxonomy places the organism in Eukaryota, Metazoa, Arthropoda, Insecta, Hemiptera, Cicadellidae.